Molecule: messenger RNA, 1374 nt
Organism: Cyprinus carpio (common carp)
Lineage: Eukaryota; Metazoa; Chordata; Actinopteri; Cypriniformes; Cyprinidae
Product: mitochondrial rRNA methyltransferase 3a
Biological process (GO): RNA processing
Molecular function (GO): RNA methyltransferase activity; RNA binding
Source: RefSeq, a predicted model, not a curated record
GUAGUUCAUUCCCUGUGACGCAGGCGAUGGGCGGUCAACAAAGAUGGCAGCGCUCGUGUAUAACGUGCCUCGUGGAUUUGUUAUUUUCGGGGCACGUAAUUUAUUACUCAGAGGACAUAAUAACCAGCGGGUCUCGGUGAAUCCGAGGCGGUAUGUCCGAGCCCUCCGGCGGAGACCCGUGGCGGUCCUGUAUCCUGAUGGCGAACGAGAGAGAUUGAUUAAAUCAAAUGAAGCGACCCAGAAGCAGUUCACACAGAAGGACAAACACAGAGAGAAGGUCUCAGAGAGAGCCUGCAGGCAGCAGUGGAGUGGACAUGUCUCUGAAUGUGCAGAAGAGUCUCCACAGAUGAAGGACAAACUCUCUGGGCUGCGCUUCGAGAAGGCUCCUGCUGGAGACAACACACUCGCGAAGGUGGCCAGUGUCGCCCGGUCCAGAGCGUUUCGGGAUAAGGAAGGUAAGGUGCUGCUGGAGGGGAGGCGUCUGAUCUGUGACGCUCUGUCUGCUGGAGCGGCUCCUCAGAUGCUCUUCUUCAGUGCGGUGGAGCGACUGCAGGAGCUUCCUCUAGAUAAACUACAGCAGGCCAAGCUCAUCAAGGUCAGAUAUGAAGACAUGAAGACCUGGUCUGACCUGGUCACUCCUCAGGGGGUUAUAGCUAUAUUCUCUAAACCGGAUGCCUUGCGUCUGGUGUUUCCAAAAGACACGCGUCUUCAGUCGGUUCCUUUGUUUCUGUUAUGUGACAAUAUACAUGACGCUGGGAACCUAGGGACUAUUUUACGCUGCGCAGCAGCUGCUGGCUGUGAGCGCGUUCUCCUUACCAAAGGUUGUGUGGACGCCUGGGAGCCCAAGGUUCUUCGCGCAGCAAUGGGAGCUCAUUUCCGUCUUCCGGUCUUUCCUAAUUUAGACUGGGAUGAAAUUUACAAGCACUUACCAAAAGACGUGGUUGUCCAUGUAGCAGAUACCAGUAUAAAAGCUCCAGUUCCGGGACGAACAGAAAAAGGUUCUUUGGAUGACUACAGUGAAAGUGACUCUGAUGAAGAGUCCGAUGAUGAACUUUCACUGCCGUGUCUGAAGCCUCAGGUGUACUAUGAGAGUUGGGCUCAGAGGAGCACGGCACUGCUCAUUGGUGGAGAGAUGCAUGGACUGAGUCUGGAGGGUCGGCGAUUGGCUGUGGAAACAGAGGGCAAAAGGCUGUUUGUGCCCAUGGCUCCAGGAGUGGAGAGCCUGAACUCUGCAAUGGCUGCUAGUAUACUGCUGUUUGAAGGCAGACGGCAGCUUCUGCAGCUUUUGGACAAAACACGGCGAAGAACACGAUCUAAAAUCAUCAAAUGAGUGUUUUUCUUGUAACGUAUUAAAGAUGUUUCACCAGUACUGUC